UCCGCGUCUUGUCCCCCUCGAUAUCACUAGAACGAAACCCAGAAUACUGUCGGCGGCGCCUCGCGCGUCUCUCUGCUGCCCGGGAUUCCUGCCGACGAAGAUGUAUCUGCAGUUCUACAUAAACGAGAAUGGGGACAAGGUGUACACCACCAAGAAAGAGUCGCCGGUAGGGAUGGCAACCCAAUCCGCUCAUCCAGCUCGCUUCUCCCCAGAUGACAAGUAUUCCAGGCAACGGGUGCUUCUGAAGAAACGGUUUGGGUUGCUUCCAACCCAGAUGCCAUCCCCAAAAUACUAGGUUCUUUGCCCCCCAGCUCAUAGCUGUUGACUGCAGCAGAUAUGAUGAAGUUGAUCUAUUAACAUUACGAAAAUUCUAAGCUUUCUGUGUGACUAAGUUGACUAUGGCCUGUCUUGUGCAACCAUUACGUUCAAAACUUGCUGCAUAUUGAGUAUCUGAUGCAUAUUGAGUAAUGUACUUGUAGGGAAUGUAUUGACCACUUCUUUGUCAA
Molecule: messenger RNA, 506 nt
Organism: Musa acuminata subsp. malaccensis (wild Malaysian banana)
Lineage: Eukaryota; Viridiplantae; Streptophyta; Magnoliopsida; Zingiberales; Musaceae
Product: H/ACA ribonucleoprotein complex subunit 3-like protein
Biological process (GO): positive regulation of telomerase RNA localization to Cajal body; ribosome biogenesis; rRNA pseudouridine synthesis
Cellular component (GO): box H/ACA snoRNP complex
Molecular function (GO): telomerase RNA binding; snoRNA binding
Source: RefSeq, a predicted model, not a curated record